Molecule: messenger RNA, 28681 nt
Organism: Porites evermanni
Lineage: Eukaryota; Metazoa; Cnidaria; Anthozoa; Scleractinia; Poritidae
Source: the annotation of a GenBank genome assembly
AUGAGUUUGGCAUCCGAAUCAACAGGUGUUAUCUUGACUAACAAGACAGGGUUGGAUAUAAAAAUUAAGGGCUAACACAGGAAUGUUGCUAAGAGCAGGCUGCUGGCAAAUUUCACCAGCUGAAUAAGAAUUUACCACCAGCUCAAAUUGCUCUGGGAAACAAAGACAUGUGGUAAUUUUUAGGGUAGCCUGUGCCACAGGUGAAACUAAACUCUGGUUAAGUCCAUCUGCAAAACAGCGCCAAAAUCCUUGUUGUGGGCCCUCACCUGGGUAUCAGGAUUUGAGUAUUUGUCAUGAUUGGCCUGUUAAAAAAGCCAUCGUCCAUUGGCCAAUCAGGAGCAUGAAAGGAAAUUCAAAACACACUUCCAGUAACUUGUUCAGUCCGUUGGGGAUCUUGAACAAGGAUAUCGGUUGCUGCUUCGCAGAUGUUACUAACCAAGAUUAAAUUAUGUCUGUCACACAGGCUAUUUUGAGGGUGGAGUUGGAGAAAAAAUUGGCUUGACAAAUAAAAAAGCCUGUGUAGCUUUUCUUUAGCUACACACCUAACUGACAGUAUUUAUUUUCACCAAAAAGAGUAGACCAAAGCAUCCAAGAUACACUGUUUAUGUAAAAAUAUUAUGAAAAAUUACAACAGAAACAAGGAAAAAUCAUUAAACAUGUCUUCAUCUGUUCUGAGCUUUUUGCAGAAGAGUUAUCAACCUGUUUGCAUCCCAACAUUAAUUUUAUUUACUUAAAUACAGAUUUAAAGAUCAUCUGUGCCGAAUUGCACUUGUUUGUUGGUACUUGGAUUUCAAGGCGAAGCCUUAGGGCUUCAAAUCUGGAAAAUGCUGAUCAGCAAAAAUUCACAACUUCUACUUAGGGGGUUUCAUUUUAUUCAUCUUUUGACUUUUGUUAAUUACACGGCUGUCACUAAGAUUUCAAGUUCCUGGGUAUCUGCAAUUAGUAGGAGGGGAAACUGAACAGCCAGGGAGUUCUUUUGGUCUCAUUUUCCCUUUAUUCCCUACGAAAAAUAGCCGCCAGGGUUCAUUCUCAUAGUAGGUGGAAGAAAUCCCCAGUCCCCCGCCCUUAGUGACAGCCCUGAAUUAAGUCUCUCUUUUCAUAGAAACGGAUCACAGUCCGCCCAGAGGUGACAGAAUUCCUUACGAAUGGUGAGAUCUACAGUAAGGUUUGUAACAAUAUUUUUCAUGGGAAGGCUCCUGCUGUUGGUCAGUGGGCUAUCAUCCAGACACUCUCUCGUCAUGGCUUUUACGUGGUUGAGGAAGGUGACAUUGCUGUUACAGAUUCUGCCUUACAACAAAAGAAACCCUUUAGAAAGGUAACUAUGUGUGUUAUGAUAAAAUAAUAAUAAUAUUGUAACCAAUAAAUCAGUAAGAAAGUAAGUUGCCAGACCUUUGUUUAGUCAGUUAGUCAGCCAAUGAAUUUUUCAUGUCAAUUUGUCACUGAGCAGCCUAGUGAGUAGUAGUGGAAAUCUACCUUUAAGCAUCUCAUCUGAAAGGAAGCAAACUAGUUGGUUGUUUACAGUAACUGAGGAGUUAAACUCAUGACUAUUGAGAACAAAUCCAGCCACUAAAAAGUGGGGAUGGAACUUGAACUCUGGGCUGCCUUUCAGAUCGCUCGUCCAGUGCUCUAUUAAACCUUCUGAGUCACACUGCCUUCCUAUUUAGCCACUCCAUCAACACUGUUAUUUGAUGGAUCAAGCAGUAAUAAUAUUGCUUAAAUAUUUUUUGUUUAUAUACAGUUGAUUUGUAUGAGUUAAAAUGUAGUCAACAGCCAUGAUUCCGUAGCAUUGUCAUGAUGAUUUCUACUAUUUGUUGUUUUGUUUUUAGUCCACUCAUAUUGCCUUGAUGGAUUGCCUGAUGAGUGCUUUCUCUACUCGCACUGUAAGUGUGCAACAAGUUGUGCAGAGUGUCAGGUAUACCACUGGUUAAAUUGUUUGUGACAACUUCUCUGUGUUAGGUUGAGGAUGUGUAAUGAUCUUUAUGACACAAUAAACAAUUUCCUUUCUUUCAAUUCCUUUUUCAACUUCCUUCAGCAAGUUUUCCUCAUUCAAUGCUUCUAAAGAGCUUCCCUUUGAUCUGGAAGAUGCAUUACUUCUGUGGAUCAACAAAAUAUGUGCCAAUUUAAAUGAUAAUCAGCUAAAGAAGCAAAGACAACAUGCUGAACAGCUACUGCAGAAUCAGGACAAAGCCAAGAGGUUCAGGUUUCGUCGUGACCAGCUUCAGCCCAAAGUGCAAACAGUAUUUCCUGUAAUGGAAGAUCUCUUGAAAGACAUAAGUGAUGGACAGAGUUUGCUUGGGAUUAUAGCAUUUUACCAUCCAUCAGUUAUCACCCUAGAAGGUAAAUAUUUAGUUACAGUUAAAACAUAUCAGACUUUAAGUAUUUGUGCAAUGCAAGAAAAGCUGUUUUUAUGAAUCCUUGAAUUAGUUGCCGGGGUCCCACUUUUGAGGUGGGAUGGUACUUGUAGAAGGAGCUUACAUUGUUAUUUAAAUUUUAGUGAAUGCAAAAUGUAACAUGAAAUAAAAAAAAUAAAACAUUGCAUGCAAUUUACAGGGUUCGUACAGAGUCUUGAAUACUUGAAAAAGUCUUGAUUUUCCAGAGCUAGAAAUAGUCUUGAAAAUAGAGGUAAAGGCUUGAAAAAAUUGUAAAAAGUCUUGAGUUUUUUGGAAAGUUACAUUGUAUACUAUAAUUCAGUUAAACAUGAGUUUGGAACAUGGCUCAUAGAAAAUAAAUCAAAGAUGGUGACCCAGUAUAAUACACAUAAACAAGCAGCUUUUGCUCACCUAGAAAAUCUGCCUACAUUGCAUGCUAGUAAAUUAAGUGCAGGAGAAUUACUAGAAUAUAGUGACGAUAGGUGCUUUAAUCAGUUAUUAUACCACAUGCACAAAUUUGUUUCUACUGCAUGAUAAAUUCAGGGUUCAUGCAAAAUUUUGAUCCAAAAUUCAAGACUUUUCCCAGACUUUUUCCAAAACAAUAGUUUAUUUUUCCAGACUCAAGGCUAUCAAAUAGGUGAACAAUAGAGACCUUAAAACAAAUGCAGGAACAAAACUUUUUCCAUGACGAGCAGGCGAGAUUGAAAAAGAUUUGACCAACAUGAAAAAAAAUUCACUUCUGACGCGCUUGUUGUACAGGUAUAUAUUUUUAUAUGGUAUUAUUGCUACAGUUACAAAUAAAUGCUUUAUUUAAUUUUCAAUUAUUACAGAUAUUCGUUUUGGCACAAACCUUUCUACGGAGGACUGUGUCCACAAUCUGGACCUAUUUCGCUCUUUGUGCAGUCAGUUAAUCUGCACUUCUGUCCUAGCCCUAAAAAUUGAAGAUUUGUUGUAUGGAUCGCAAGCCAUGAAGCCGAACAUCACUGCUCUAUUAGCUGAGUUAUUUAACGUAUGUGAAUUUGAAUGGAAGUCACCUGAAAUUGGUACCGAGAAGAAGCUGAUUUCUAAAUCAGAUGUUGAUCAGCAAUGUCUUGCUGCUAAUAAAGAAAAUUUCACUGAUAACAGAAGUUUGAGCAAUCCUCUUUUACUCUCCGAAAAGGAUACAAAUAUUGGACACAGAAGCCCAAGAGAAAAUUUCAAGGUAAAAAAUGGACAAAUUUCAUCCAUGCCUGGACAGUUAAAUAGCUCUUCUUCAGAGCGCAUCCAACAGGUUAAAAGUGAUAUUUGGAAAUCACAAAGUGAUUCACAAGUGAACUCAAACAGUCGACUAUCAUUCAAGUCUCCAUUUCAACUGGAUUUUACUGUAGAUGAUGAUCUGCAGCAGCCUCCAUUAAAUGAACCUUUUACAAAACAAGAUGAACAUGAAAAAGAUAAAGAAAAUCCAUUUAAUGGAAUAUUCCAGAGACCUGUUCUUGUUAGGGACCGAAAACUUAGUCUUCCUAAUACAUUUAGUGUCGGGGGAAGCCCACGUGUCACGCCCAGACAAGAACACUCUCUUCUUGCACGGCGCAACAAGCAAAAGCAAAGAACGCUUGAUCUUGAGGAGUGGGAUAUGCAGCAAGAGGAAGUAGAAGGUAAAAUCAAUUAAUAACUAUAAAUCAUCUAUAAUAAUAAUAAUAUUACUAUUAUGAAAUUAGUUUUUGUACUCACAAAGUAACUUUUCCAUAACUUGGGAAUGGACUAUGAAGUUCAUGUAGCUAGCUAAGAGCUGCUCAAUCCACAAGGCUUAACCUGCAAUUUAGUAAUUUAUGAACACCUUUUCAGUCCAAUUUAAAAACUGGCGUAAACAAAGUUUCAUGUCAAGAAUGAGGGCAAGUGGUUUGUCACAGGUUCCAAAUGCCAAGAAACAGAUGAAAGCCUGAGGCCAUGUUUCAAGGUGUUUGGAAGCUGUGAUGAAACACGAAGCCCAAGUUUUUGACAUGACUUCUCAGAUGAAACAAUAGAAGGAAAUUAUGCAGUGACAUUUUUUCUCUGGUAUUACUUUGUUUCCAUGGGUUGUGUUAAUAAAAAUUAAUAAUGACAUUUCAUUAAAAUGCAAGUAUUUGAUCUCUGAUGAAAACCUGGUGAGUGCUUUAUCUGGUGUUUCAUUGGGUAUCAAGAUUCACCCACCUGAGCCAAAAGAUUGUUAUUUAUUGACUUUGAGAAUGCAGUGUUCAGUUGUAUCAAGAAAUGCCAAUGUAUUUUUGGUAGUAAUCCAAGCCUGAUCGAUAAUAGAGGGUGAUAUUGAUGAUUAAGUGAAUGUUCUCACGGAAUGUUUUUAUGUUUGAUAUUUUAAAGUGGUAAAUAAAAGGUUUAGCCUGGAGCAAAAUAAUCAAUUUCCUUUCCAUCAUCUUCAAUUAAAUUGAUUAUUUUGAAUUGGAGCUGAAGAAAGCUUUGAUGUAACAUGGUUUAAAUGGUAUUUUAUCAAAAAUCAAGUCUUGCUGCCAUAACUUCGCUUAAUUUUGUAACUUUGUUAGUUAAACUAACAUUUAAACUGUGAGUAGCAAAACGCAAUCAUUAUAUAAUAUUGGAUUUCAAAGAAGAGAUCUUUUUGAGUGAAACCCUAAAAAACAAAGGUCUUAAUCUUAAUUUUUUUUUGCACAAUAUGAACAGUAAUGUGUUUUAAACUUUAAAAAUCUUAAAAAAAAAAUGCAGAAAUGAGGUUCUUCCUUGGAGCCUACAAAAAGCAGCAUUUUAAUAGUAAUUUUCCAUGUCAUUUUAUAGAAUACAUAAAUUUUAGUAUUUUCUCUUAAAGUGGAAGUGAUACUCACAAGAGUAAUGUUAUAUUAUUUUAAACUUCUCCAACCCAUGGGAUUCUCUUGAAUUCUCCUGUGAAACUUAAUGAUUUGUUUUUUUUUAAGACCUGAAUUUUAUAAAUUUACAAGAAUAAAUUUUUGUGAUAGUUAUAAAAUUCAGUCUUUAAAAUGUUACAGUAUUAUCCUUUUGUUUAUUUUGAAUAUCCCUGGAAGGUUGUAUCAGGCACCUCAAGUAGUCAUGUGAAUUUUAAAUUCUUUAUUAUAAAUAUUUCUAUAACAACUGAAAAAGUAUAAACAUGUUAAAAAUCCAACUUCACAGAUAAAAGCAUUCUUCAGAGAUAUCUACAAGGUAUGUUGUGGAAUAUUAUAAGUAUUAUAUGAACCACUUAAAAAUAAUAUAUUUUCUAUUUUUCUUUAAAACUAAUCAGUGUAACAAAAUUAUAAAAUCAGUCGCAGCAACUGGGAUUUACUCAAGUUUUAUUCUUUUCGUUGUUUCCCACCUUGAUGCCUUGAGGAAGUACUUUGAGUUAUUGCCAAAAUGUCAGACAGUGACAAGUGACCUUAGGCCAGACCUCUUCAAUCCAUUCAUGAUUGUCAUCUUAAGAUAAAAUGCAGUGACUUCUCUCUAAGAUCAGCAAUACUGGGACCAGCACUGGCUGUUGCUUUCCCUUAGAGGUGUCUGCCAAAAUGACUAAAUAACAGCAAAUACCAACCUUGUGCAGGUGCAAACAUGUGUUUAGACCACGAGCAGCUGUCAUUACUUAGAGCCGCACGCGGCAAGUGAAAAAGUAUUAAGAUGGAAUCCAUCAGGAAAUUGAGUACAGUGAAACCCUACCUUACGGCCACCUCGUUAUUACCGCCACUUUUUUUGGCCGCCUGGCAAAAACCGCCAUACAUUUUCUUGUAAAAAAACCCUCGUUGAUACGGCCACCCUGUUAACAGGGCCAAAUGUUUUUGGCCCAUUGGUGACCAUAUUGAUGGGGUUCCACUGUAAUUUCAGUUUUCAGCGGACAAUAAAAUGUCAAAUUUCACAAGAACGGUGAAAACGCAGGUCAAAUUCUGAGAAUUUCAUGUCUGAGACAUUUGUUUUCUCGGGCUCUCAUGAGAAAUUUUCUGCCGUGUUAUUACAGAUAACUGUUUACAUCUAUAGCUCUUGAAAACUGUAAAAAAGAAUGUGAUAUUGUUUAAAUUUAAUCUGGUACAAGGUUUUUGUCCACUGGAAAUUAAAAUUACUCAACUCCCUGAUGGCUUCCGUCCUAAUUAUGCAAAUUAGUAGUCAUCGCUCAGACUUCUGCACUCAUUCCUCUCAGAUUCACCGUUUGACCCCCAUGGGUGCUUUUGGUCUACCGUGACUCAAAAGAAAAAUACAGCACUGCUUGCAGUCUAACAUGUAUUAUACCCAAUAAAUAAGUUUCUAAGCAUUACUUUAUACCAGAAAAGUAAUAAGAUAAAUGACGAAGCUUUAUAGUGUAUAUAAAAAUAAAGCAAUUUGGGAUGUUGCUAAUUUUGUUUACUGAAAUAUUGUACUUACUGACACCAUUUUGGUAAUGCAGGGUCACUUCUGAAAAUUAGUGUCUGCUGUAACAGACUCAAGGCUUUGUCCUUGCCUAAUAUAUUAUUGUGUCUUUCAAUCCAGAGCUGCAUCUCAAUGAUCUCCAGAGGUCCCAGUCGCUAAGUGGCCUUGAUAAAGCUGCUCCAGUAGAACCAAGGCAGUCAUUUCAUGCCUGGCGAGAGGAGACUGGAGCGAGUUUAUCAGACACCAAUCUGUCGUCCAGUAGGAAUCAAAGAAUAUCACUUGACUUUAGGUGGGUCUUUUAAAAGUUGUCAAGCUUGUAAGUCAUGUUCAUUUCACAAGCGUGUUUUAAAUUUAGGAUAUUGUGUACCCUCCUCCCUCAAAAAACAUAACUGAUUAACUUACCAGAAAUAUGAAUCACAUCUGCAGGAUGCAAGAGAACUUCUGUCUUGUAGCCUGUGGCGUCUGUAAAAUAGCCAAUCAGUCAAGUAUGUUACCAUCGCAACUUGCUUGAUUGGCCAGCCAUAAAAGAUAAAUAAAUUACCAGUAUUAGAUAAAUUUGGUGCUGUUUAGCUCCUUACAAUUUAAGGCCAUUUUUUUGUGUUGCCUUGAUUUAGAAAAAGUGCUACAUCUGUACUUACAGUCUGUAAGGAAGACAGUGCUUCACAACUUUUUUUUUUUAUCAAAUAAGCACUGUUCUGAAGUAAACGCAUCACCAAAAAUUCCAAAUAUUAGCUUCCCACUGACUAAACUUGUGGCAUGUCUAUUUCUAGGGGCACUAAGUUUUCUCUUAACUUCCAAAGUUCUUUAGAUGAAGAACAUGGCAUAAUUCACCAGGAAUUCGUGGGUUCUUAAAUGAUGAUACCGAGUAACUUACAUUAUGUUGUGUCUUUAUUCUGUUUCUGUCUCAUCAGACCAAACCUAACAACCAAUGUCACUCAGAAGGGUAGAGAGGGAAGUGUUCCCCAGAAGGGUGCUGAAGGGAUCCAUGCAGCAAUAAAGUCAUCAGGAAUAGCCACUAAACGGGAAGAGCAUACGUCACGGGACAGUCUGUCUUCAGUUGAUAGUCUUAAUACCAGAUUUACUGGGGAUAAACCCUGGGAAUCUCUGGCAGCAGUGGGUAAGGGAUCAUUUGUCGUACUGAGAUGAUAUAAGUACAGGUUGAGUUAACAUAGGUAUAGGUUGUCCAUGGUUGAAAUAAGACUUAGUGGAAUAACGUUGCUCUUUAAGUAUCGAAAUAGACUUAGCGGGAAUGUUUGCUCAAUGGGGAUAUUGUUAAUGGGGUAAGGAGAGAGUAGUCAGCAAACAAAGUUGUUUAAAACCAAUGACCAUGGUUUUAACGUAGAAGAACGUUUACCCCACCCGCCCCGUCGUUACACCAGAAAACGGUUGUUGUAGACCCAACUUUUUCUUUGCCUCAAAAUGCGUCUCUCUUACAAAAAAGACUUCUUUAGCUUGAUUUGUUGUUUUUUUUUGCCCCACCAAUAGACAUGUGGCGUUUAAAUUAAUUUUUCAUGUAUCAGUGCGUUAAGUAAAAUAAAAUUUGAAAGAAAUAGUUCUCUAGAAGGGCAAAAUGGCCAAAUAAUCAGCGUCUCGGAGUCGUCCAUUAGACCCUUCCACAGUUUUUUCUUCUGCUUUUGACACGGAGCAGUCAGCGAAAAUCCGUUGACACCGCUAUAAAGAACCCCUUAAAAUAAUUGACGUUGCCAAGUUUGCGAGUGAUUUAUUGAAAACUAACGAAGAUAAAGCUUCGCAAAGUCGCAAAAUUUUACAGACGUUUCUUUGGUGGGGAGCAAGUUCGCGCCCCGACCAUACAAAAGUCUAAAAAAUUUCGCGACGUUGCGAAACUAUUAAUAUCUUCCGUCGCUUCAGAUGUAUUCAGUUUACUGAAUUUAAGGCGCUCUUUCUAGCAGUGUCAACAGAUAGCCGCUAUUUGGCCCUUAACAAUACUUCAAACAACCGUGAAAGGGUCUCUCCAGAGCUUUCAAUUCAACCCCCUCCCAAGCUAACCACUAGCUGGAGUUUUUCUCUUGGUCGUCGCGAGUAUCUCUUCAGCUGUGCUUGUUUAUAGCCAAUAUUGAUUUCCCUUUUGCUUGUUAGGGUUUUAUACCUUGUUGUUUUUCAUUUAGAUUAAUUGAUAAGAGUGUCCGUAAACUAGCAACUAUAAACAAGGCAUUAACAUGUACAUUAACGUUAACCUGAUGCUCUGAAAUGGAAGAUUCAAAACAAUCAAUCCUAGGUAGAGAGGUCUAUUUCAUACAUGUUUUCUUGCCUUGAAAUAGCGCUUGUGUCGUAGACUUUUCCUGUGACGAUGUUCUAGUUUUUCUCGCCAAAAGUUUGUGAUGCGAUGCUCGUGUUCCUGACACUUGUAAAUACCGUAACAUGUUUUAUUUACAGGUGUAAGAGACAGCUACAUGAGCGAUAUUUCAGCCAAGGAGCUGAGCCAGUUCGAGGAGAUCGAGGCCAAAAUCCUGGCUGGAAAAAGUGUAGAGACUCCCCGCACCUUUGCAAAAUCGAAAGGCAAUUUUCCAAAAGCGCCGUUACCUCAAGAAGAUGAAGACGACCUGAAUACCAGCGUGAGCAGCGAGGACAUGAACAUGUUUCGGCUUGAGGUUUUGCAGCGUCUUACAGAAGAUAAAUUACGACAAAUUCCCGAUGGCGCUGAAAUGGAAGACGGCGAUGAUCCUAUACUCCUCGCCCGCAAUAACGCGGUCAGCGUUUCCAGCAAUCCACCAGAUCAACGCGCCCAUCUCGAAGUGCCAGACGCGCCUGCGGACGAUCCCAGUGAUCAGCUGUCUCCUAUAGCUGAGACAACAGAGCCUCUAGUUUCCAAUCCAAACUCGGUGACCUCUGCUAAUUCCACUGCGCCUAGCAGUCCUUGUUCGCCUUUGGACGUUGCUCCUUUUAUGCCGGCCUUCUUUACUACUUCACCCGCAAGUACUCUUGACAGAAAAAGUAAAAGAUUCAGUAUAAAAAGCAGGGAAGACAUGGAGAAGACUCUUGUAGGGGAGGAGGAAGAUGAAUUCCAAGCUGAUCCAGAAAUGAGCGCGACUCCAAGAAUUCAAGGAAAGUCAGGAGAAAAGGCCGGUCUUUUUCCUUCUCAUAGUAAAUCAUAUGAGCAACUUGUACGCGGUAGCUAUACUGUUGGUCAAGUGUCUGUAGAGUCUGCCAAAGCCGCUGGUAUUCCUGUGAUCGGAGAGGGUAGGCAAAUGUCAGAAAUUGGUGGGUCCUUCGAAGUAGCUAGCGGCUCUGUUGCUGAAAGGACUAACUCUUCAACCAGUGCUUCGAGCGAUUUGUUUCAAAGUGGGAACUUUAUCCAGACUGAAGCGGAUUCAAGUCAAGAUCUAUCAGGCUUAAGACCACUUAUUUUGUCUUCCGGUGGCGUUGAAACGACUGACGCUGCAACGGAGGCUGUUGAUGGGCGACGGGACUCGCUCGAGAGCUCGCCCGCGCCUUCACCCUCUUUAAACCUUGGGAAACGGGACGGUGCCCACCAAGAAGCGGCUUUGCUAGCGCGUGACAUGGCAUCUCAGGACAGCCCGAAUGAUGUGGUUAUUUUUGAGCGCUCUCUUUCAAAUCCUCCUGAAGAAAAUUCAAACUCUAAGACAGGCCAAACUGAGCAGCAUAAUACUGAAACUGUAACACGAUCGAGUAAUUUUGAAUCGCCCGUCUUUGAUUUUAACCAAGAUACAGUUGAGAAUUAUAAAAUUAAUCUUUCUGGAGACUUCCGAACUUAUAAGGUAGGUGCACAGAGCGGACUGGCCGGUAGAGAGGUAUUUAAAGCUAACAGCCCUGCAACUUCGUAUGAUGAGGAUACUGCUGAUCAAAGAUUACAGGACAUACGGCAGGCGGCUCACUGUGGUACUUACAGUAAAAAAUCUCAUAAGGAUGAACAAAAGCAGUACACUGACGGUCCAGAUCAGGCAAGCGACUCUUCUGAUGGAAGGCCGCACUAUCGCAUCGUUCAGGAAACCCAUGGACAAGGCGUUAGAGAUCUUAGACAUUCGGAUGGACUUUCGACGUUUAGAAAAGACUCAGCGCCGCAAGUAACGAGGGAAGAGAUUGAAGCCAACGAUCCUGCCCUGGAUCUGCGGCUGUCUGACGGAUUUACAACUUUCAGAAAAGGGACAAGUGAUGCUCUUUCGGGCAGUCUGACGGCGCAGUCUUCAACAGGUUCCACGUAUGAUCGAAGAAGCAUUGAAGCUGACAGGUUUUCCACGUUUUCAAGGAAACAAAAGGAUAAACAGGGUCAUGAUAAGGAGAGUGUUGAGGGUUUACACGACGCUAACGCUUCAGAGCGCUCUGAUAUCCAGCAAGCACCAGUAUCUGCGACACCUCACUCCAACAAGGAAGGUGAGGGUGAUGAGAGGCAGGCUUUCCCAAGAGGGGUGGAGGAGGUGCAGACACGUUCAUCUGGCUCAUCUUACAUUACCCGCUCGAGAACAUUUCGGAAAACGCCCGAUGGGAAUAUCGUUGAUGAUCAUGUUACAAAUGCAAAUACUUCUUCAGGACACGGCAGGAACACAUCUUUAUCCAGCAGCGGCGGAAAACUUUCUGGUCAGCAGACUGUAGUCACAAACAUCCGAGUCAGUCCAGAGGGAGCAGGAAGUGAUAAUCCGCACAGAAUUAGCUGGACAGACGAGCCGGAGGCUGGGGCGAGGCUAAUGAGGCAAUUAAAUGCGAGUGUUGAUAAAAAGGUAAGAGAGGAAAAACUACCCUAGCCUUCGUGUCAUGUGUUUGAAAAGGAAGGAAAAAGGGGGUUUUGGGCGCGAGAGAAACGCGAGGGGCGGUAAGCAGGGAGAGAGGGAAACGGCGUUUCUUUCCCUUCCUCCUCGCGCGCCCCUCGCGUUUCUCUCGCGCCUAAAACUCCCUUUCCCCUUUCCUUUAAAACUGCCCUUAUGACUUUGACAGACAGCUCACCACCUUUAGAAAUACUGAGUAUGCGACUUAGUCAAUUAGACUAGCCACUGAAAACAGCCGAUAUUUCGCGUCGCGCUACCUUUGGUUUCUCCGCGAAAUGACGUCUGAGGAACGACUGCAGAAAUAGGCCCUUUGCAGCUACCAUUCACGCGGUAUAACACCGCCAUGCUGGAGAGCAGAAGUCGAACUGGGACAUUCCAAACAAAGGAAACUUUUCCUUAAAAUUAUGUAUGUCUAGUUUGUUUGUCUUGUCCCGGUGCGACUUUUUUGCUCUUCAGCACGGGAAGUGAAUGGCUAGCUGCAAAGGGCCUAUUUUUUACUGAUGAGUUGUCACUACACAGAUCUGGAUAGUGCUUCUGAUUGGUUGAAGCAAAUUCCCUCAUGCCACGACCUGAACUGCGUAGUGACACGUCAUCAAAUGGAAUUUCUGCAGUUGUUCCUCAGACGUCAUUUUUGGGGGAAACCGGUGGUGGCGUCCCGAAAUGUUUAGAAAUUUUACUGAAAAAACAGUUGCCCACUGCUGGUGUUCGACUACAAAGUGAUUACCACCAUUGAAAGCGCAAGUUAAAAGAAACUGUAACCCCUUAUGAAAAUCACUGAUUUUUUUUUUUAUUAAACUCAGGCUGAAUUGUUCCAAAAAAAAAAAAUAGACCAAAUCCAGGCUUGGUUACCAUAGCAACUAAUAUGUUCCAUUUACCGUUGGAGGAGCUAUGUACGUCACGAGGAUAUUUCCGUUUUAGGUCAAUUCUCUGUCUAGGUCAUUACCUAAUUCCUUUAUACAUACACAAAAUGCUUCUGUAGAGUUAUGGAGAAGAAAUCAAACAAAUUCCAUCAGGGAGCAUUAACCAUAGUAAUUUUCUUGGUGAUUUUUACAGGCAGAGCGAAAAAGUUGGACCAACUUUGCCAAGUUUCAAUUCACGACCAUCCCUGCCAUCCGUCGCGACAAACGACAUUAAACAGUUUCGGUGCCGAGAUAUAAUCGUAAAUAACAAAACUGGAACAUAAUCUUAAAAAAAAAGAUAGUAAACAGGGUAACUUAGCCCAUUUAACCUUGGAUUAGAGCUUAUCGAGCCGAGCACAACUCGUGGAUUAAUUUUGUUGUGUGAUUGUGGCAUAAACUUCGCUCGAAACUAACUACAUACAGUGGCCCAGGCCUCCUGUCAAUUUACUGACCAGCUGUCUCUUCGAAUAGACUGCACACGAGAUUAACAGCCCAACAAGCAGUCCCAGAAGGCGUAGCAGCCCAAGACAGACAGGACGUGGAAGCCCUGGGGCGAGGAUCAGUUGGCUUACUGCAGCAAAGAGUGGGGUAGGAGGACAAGUUAUGCUCAAUGAAAAAGGUAAGAAAUGCUGGGAGGGGAUGGUAAGAACUUGGCUGGUACUGGACAAGAGAGAACUGAAUAGGUGAAAACUUCCAAAACUUACGGAAAUAAGAACUUUCCUUGCUGUAAACCGCAUACUAUUUAUGGUGAGUCCAAAGUGAUCUCCUAGGCUCUAUCUGCACUCUAUCUGACAUCAUCUUACACAAAAACUUAUUACAAGAGUGUGGCCCGCGAGCGGUUAAGAACAUUUCAAAACCAAACAAUGCAAAACAAUUCAUUGCUUUUGUUUGUGCAGUUUGCCUGCAACAUAAUUUAGUUCAGUCGCAAACUAUCUUGGAUAGCUGCUCUUUAUAUUGCUUUGCAAGUAAGAUUCAGAGAACAAUAACGACAGGCUGGAACCAGUGUGGAAGGCUCACCGAAGAGAUAAGAUUCUUAUAUCCAUAUCUCGUGAUAAUUAGUAACCAUAAACUCAAUAGCGGAUCUGUAAGGCAAAUUGUAGGCAGAUUUCAUCCUUUAGAAAAGAAAUUGUUCAAUUCAGGUUGCCAUUUCACUAAUAUAUGCUUCUAAUCAGUCAGUUAUUUAGAACAUUCUUCACAAUUUAUUAAGUUCCUUAUCUAGCUGGAAAAGAACCUCAUCCUAAAUAUGAUUUGAUUUUGCGGGCAAAGUCGUAGAGAUUGGUUGACUUACAACUCACCUUUUGGGUUCUCGUGACGAACAAAGCUUGUUGCAGUUUUGAAAAUCAUUAUGGCAAGAUUCUUGUUGUCUGGAUUAUAUUGAUGUUUUUAUUUCAAGUUGGCUUAGUUUCAUGUAUUCAAAAAUUGUGUGCUUUCCAAACGAAAGGUUGUAAUUUUUUUUUUACGUUAAAAGUGACUCAAUGAUAAUGUUUACUUUUUUCGCGUAUCUCCUGAGGUGAAAAACAAACCUUGUGAAGAAGACUAUUUCUAGAGAUGUGUCGACCAUGUUGCAGGAAAUAUUUGACCAGCGCCAUAAAUGUCAAGUAUGGCUAUAAUUAUAUAUUUUGUAUCUAAAUUACAGAAAAGUUGUUUUUCUUGCAGAAGACAGCUGGUGUAUAUCCGCCGGUGGAAGCGAUCUGCUUGCUUUAAUCUCUCUUUUCCGUUUGAUGAAGUAAUUCCGAGGUGCGGCCGAAGCAAUUUGUUUUACUUGACAAACACUACACCCUUUUACAUCCUUAACUUAAGCUGAUUUGGUUCGUUAUCUCAAAUUCAGGAAAUUGGUAUUGUAACAAACGUUCUCAAAUUCAUUCAUUGUAGACUGAUCAAUACUGCUUUACUGCUUUCUUAUCCGUUUAUCGGCAAUUACUACUGUUUGACUUGUUCAGAAGAGUGAGAAAUAUUCUUGUAAAGGUCCGUUUGCGUGGUUUUACUGCGAUUGUGAGAAGCCUUCGAUCUCGCGUUAGUGUCGAAUAACGUGACUGUGUUUUCGCGUGUUUUUUUGACACUCACUUUAAACACGCAUGAGUGAUUCGCAGCUGACAAAGCCGUGCCGCCGGUGAUGAAGACGCUUUCAAGUCAUCUUGCUUGGACGCAGAGAAAUCCCUUUGACCUGCAGAAGAAAGGUACGUUUACCUACAUUCUUAACGUUAAUAAUGAAUAAUGUAUGCGAAUAGAAUGAUUGUUGAUGUGCUUGUACUUCGCGCGCACAGCUCUAGUCUGUAAUUUGCAUGUUGAAAACUGAAUAUAUUAUCUUUGAUAAUCGUGGCAAUGGAUAUGUUUUUGCGCGUUUUUUAAUCGGUUUUUGCGUUGUUACACUGGUUUAAACUCAGCUGAUCUCUUAGAUCUUUUACAAAUAACUCAGCGUGUGCGAUCCAGCCCGACAGGAGAUAGUGAAAGAGGGAAAUUCGCGAACAGCCGAUAUUUAAAUAGUCAACGUGUACGCCGAGGAUUUUAUCGAACUGCUACAUCACCGCGUUCUAUUCUGUAAGCGAAGCAUCGCUUGUUAUGAUGUCACUACCCAGGAAUGAAAUUCGAAGGACUUUGAUGUUGGAUUGAAUGAAACGUCAUAAAGCCAAAAUAACCUUUUGCCUUGUAAACGACGACUCGUAUGUGAACGAAAUGGUAGAAUACUGUUGGAUAUAGCUUACAGACGCGGUGUUAUGGCGAGCGAUCUACAUUCGUUUUAACCACGUUUGGCUCUAAGCAUCUGUUUGACAUUUUUGUGCUCUGACUCUAACGGGAAAUCCUCCCUGAAAUUCACGAAAAUCAAGUCGAAAGAACUGAAAAUAGCCACGCCGAUCAUUAAAUUUCCCAAGGAGUUUGUCGUACGACACCGUCACCGGAAGUGGACGUGUUUAUGUCCACUCAUGAUGGUUUGUUGAGUGUAUCAUAUUGCUGGGCCUUUUAAAUGUCUGUUGGAAGAGAAUUCAAGGUAUUCCACUGUAAUUCAUUUAAACAAAGUAUAGCUAACAAUUUACUGUCUGAGAAUUCAAGCUGAUUCAUAACCAUGCAUGAAUUUAAGUAUUCACCAAUAUUUAAAUCUAAUAGUACCCCAGGAUAUGACUUGCUUAUAACCUUCACAUGAAUGGUCACACUACGAUUUCUUUUCAGAGAGGAAAAAAAUGCUCGUAAGGGACGCAGUGUUUUAUCCAUAGACCCGAAAGUUAGCCUUGCAACACAACGAGAUUCCAGUAUAAUUGUAGAAGUGUUAGCUCUUGCCAAAUAAAAGACUUUAAAAACAUUUGCAUGAGGCGGGUAUCGGAGGAGAACCUAGUUUAAUAUAUUCCCUAGAAGCUGCAGAGUAGAUUAUUUUCGUAUACGAUCUGUUUUCGAAAAACCUUGUUUGUUCGUUGUUUUACUUAACAUAAUCAUGUAAUAGUUGUUCUAAAUAGUUUAUGUUUGAAAUGCGCGAAAAAAUUUUAAAAUGCUUGUCUGAGAAAGUUCGAUAUUUUAUUGGAUUCAAUAUACAAUAUUUACAAUGAUCAUUUUCCAAUUAUUUUUUAUCUAGCAAAGCAUAUAUUGAGCUAAAGCAUAAUGAAUAUUGCUCUCACGCACUGGUCUUGAGAAGUGAUUUUGUUUUUUGUCUAAAUGUCGCCUUUUAGUCGCUGUUUACAGGAGAAAGUUUUAUGUCCUGUUUAAUUUCUACAAAAUUGAGUUCAGUCGUGUUUGCAUUUUGUACAUUUUUGACUCGUUAGGGGGUUGCUAGACAAAUUUUCAUGUAAGUACUGAUUAUAUGAUGAAUUUCAUUAUCACGAGCAGAUGCCUUUUGGCAAGUCAGUUCUGUAUUUACCGAAGCACCGUGGAAGCCAGGAUUCUUUUUAUCGUUGUAUUUUUCAUAGAGCCACCAUUCCAUGUUUAUUUUGUAUCCUGUUACUUCAUUUGUGUUUUUCAUUUUGCAUCACAAACAUGUUCAUUGUGAUUAUAUUGCUAUCAUGUUCUUGAAACAUUUUUUGGUGAAACCACACACGAAGGAAUUAUUUUUUCAUCAUUAGCGCAAGACGGAUCAGCCAUUUACCUUAGCCACAAAUCCUUAGAGGUCUUUGAGCUACUCUUUGGCAUUCUGUUUGACAAUCUAUCGCGGGUUUUUGAAUGGACAGACGUCUGGAAAAAAUUUUAAGAAAUAUAUUUUUUAUAUAGCGCCAAUAGUAGCGCAUGCACCACAAAAUGGCAUACAUGUACAAAGCCUCUACAGAACAUAAUAUUUUGUUAAUGAAAAUGUAAGCAAUUUUAUAUCCCGUUUUAUAUAGUCCAUCAUGUGUGCGCAAUAACAGUGCUUCAUCUAGGGGUUGGUAAUAUAUUUGCCUAGCAUGAGCUGAGUUUGCUCUGUUAGGUUCCGGCAUGACAACACCCCCGGCAUGUCUCGUAUGCUGGCUCUCAGACUUGGCCACUGUAAAUCGUGGCCUCUUCUGUUAUCUUGGAACGGAAAUAAAACACCAAGGGUGGCAUUCUCAAAGUUAGUGGUUGUCAGUUCUUAUUCCCGAUGUUUGUCAUAUAUACUGGCCUAUCAAAUAGCAAAUCCAACUUUAACCUCAAGAGCCGGCCUAGCCUUCGUAUAACUUAGCAGGCGCAUGAAAGUAAUAUGGGCGCAAGAGAGGGAGACACGCGAGGGGUGAUAUAAUCACUUAUGAUUGGAAGGCGUAUUUAUACGUCCACCACAAAUUGCAAAUUAAUCUGCUCCCCCUCCCCCAACAUCUCUCUUUUCCUGUCUUAUGCAAUGUGAAAUUGAUCGCUUCAAGUUCAGUGUUAUCGCAGACCUUCGAAUGCUUAAAUUUGUUGCCGUCGACUGUCAUUGGGUCGUGUGUUUUGGCGAUGUCACUUUUUUCACUAAACUAUCUCCAUUUGUUAUGUAUAGGCAGUAUUUAUUUUCGUCUGGUGUGCAGUUUAUUGACUUUAAUAUUCAUAUUAUUUUGCAGGUUGCAUGCAGGACGACACACGGACGAAGCACUCAGCUGAUGAAUUUUUCACCCAUGAGAAACCGCAUUUUAUGGCAGCGACGGCCUUUCGCUCAAAACCUCUGUUCCAAGACGAGACGUCUCCUUGGAAACAAAGCGCACCUGUCCCUCCUUCGUCGGAAAAUAAAAAACAAACAGCUUUUGCCUCUAGGUUUUUGCUAAAUGGGAAAAUAUCAAGUGCUUCAGCCUUCACCUCUCUUGAAAAUGAACCUAAAACAUUUGAGAAUCCUUCUUCAAUCUCUACCGCUUCUGAACGUGACACCCCUGCUGGUGGAAGUAUUCGGGACCGGAUAGCAGCGUUGUCGGCCGCGGCCGGUGUGUCACGCUUGGAUUUAACACCAACCAAAGAAUAUGUCACGUCAGGUAGGGAACAGUCCAACCUGACCACUGGAAAGGGUGUAGCGUUUAACAUUGACUUUCAAAAAGCCACUAAACCUCAACCACCUCCCCGUGUAACGUCAAGAUUUCGUACUAAAGAUCUGCAGAGAAAGUCAGCUUGUGAAACGCGAGCUAUAAAUGAGCGGGAACCUAAAAUCCUAAAUAGCAGCGACCUUGAAUCCGUGGAUUUCGGUCUAGGAAAUAACAGGGAAGUCAAAGCCAUAAAUAGUGCAAAAUUCGGAACGGUAAAUAAGAAGGAGCAGGAAGCCGCAAAUAAUGGGGAAUUAGUGGCGAUUGAUAAAGGAGAAACUGGAACUGUUGAUAACGAACAGGGCGUUGUUAAGGACAGAUUCGUGGCAUUUGAGGUGGGCUUUGAUGACGAACCUCAAUCAAAACGGGCAAAGGGAGAACCAGGUGUAUUGCAUUCCCCGUUUAUGGCCUUAAAGACGCGUUCAAAUCGCAAGUACCAACAGAAAUCGAGUGCAAAGAUUCAGCUACAGCGAUCGAACGUAGGCGAGGCUGGUUUGACUUGCUCAGAUGUCAAGCUGGAAGAGGCAGUGACAAGGCACGGAUUCGUGGACGUGAAUUCUGACGAGAGAAAACGUGACACUUUUACGUUGGAACGCUUGCCACAGUCGACAGAGAACGAAGAUGGUGAAGGUCUACCUAUAACAACUAUACUAAACGAUCUAGCAAGUAAGGAAGAAUUAAAGCAAUGCCAACAGCAGUCACAUGAUGAUUCCUCGGCGCUUGUAGACGAAACACCCCUAAAACGAAGUACAUUUACUUUGGAGAGCGUGUCUCGAGAAAUUGAUAACGCGAUCGAAACUUAUUUUCCAAAUGAACGUGUCAACUCAAACAAAACGGAUUCACCUUCAGACGAGAGACAAGAAUCAGCAGAAAAGCGAUCGACGUACACUUUGGAUUCGGUUUCGCUUUCUAUACAAAGGGGAGCUGAUGAAGGCUGGUUUCCAUCAGAGGUUUUGUCUCAGCUGGCGAAAGAGGAGGAAUGUCAGCCAUCGAAAGUCGCAGCUAAUAACGAAUCUGUCGUAAAGCGCGGGACGUUUACUCUUGAACCUGUGUCGCAAACUCUUCAAGAAGGCCAGAACAAGGGUUUGUCUGUGAGCCAAGUAUUAUUACAGCUCGCGAAUAAAAAUGAGUUACAGUCAUCGACCUUGUCAACUGACGAGGAAAACACUCCAAAGCGUGGCACCUUUACCUUAGACUCUGUGUCACAGACUUUGCAAGAGGCUGAAGAGAAAGGCUUGCCCACAGUGGAGGCUCUUCAUUCGCUCGCAUCUGAGAAGGAACGCCAUUCAUUUGCUGAGACAACUUCAGAAGUGACAAGUCAGCCAAAUCCUCAGAAUCGAGGAACUUACACUUUAGAUACAGUUUCUCACGCUAUUGAGGAGGCUGUAGAGAAGGGAAUCCCAGUUUCUGUGACACUAAACCACUUAGCGAAGGAGGAAAAGCAGCAGCGGAAUUCCCAUGUUCAUCAUGGCAGUGAUAACUCCACUGAGGAUGGGACGUAUGAACCAAAAAGAUGUGAUGCACACGCUUUGUCGUCCAUCACCCGAGACGAGUUUGAAGCUACCUUUGAAGACGCCCUAGAACAACUUGAGGAUUGCGUGACUUGCGACAGCGACGAAGAGUUUCCAACAUCUCAUAGGCGCGAACGGCCCCAUGCGGUGAACUCAGGGAAACGAGGCACAUACGACCUUGAGGACGUGUCUACUUCUUUUCAAGAUGGUGAGAAAGAUGGCGUUCCUGUGGUUAAGACGCUUGAGCAUUUAUCAAAAAAUGACCUUUCCGAGGACGGAAGUGUGAAGAUUCAGCUGUCUGAAGAAAGGCGAGGAACUUAUACAUUGGAUGAAGUGUCAUGUGCAUUACAAACUGCUUCGGAACAAGGCAUUCCUGUAGUGGAAACUUUGGAGAAUUUGGCAAGAAAUAAAGAGACAAGUAAGGAGUGUAAAGAGAAAGAAAGUGUUGACAAAAGGCGGACAUACACUUUAGAUGAAGUGUCAAAGUCAAUUGAACACGCUAAGAUUACUGGAGUACCUGUGAUUGAAGUACUGGGGGCUUUGGCAAAGGACAAACCAAAGAGCCCGUUGCGACUUAAGAUACCAGACCAAGGAGCAGACAACAGGGGUACUUACACCCUUGAUGAAGUCAGCCACACUUUAGAACAUGCUAAGCAGAGGGGACUCCCAGUUGUUGACGCGUUAGGACAUUUGACUUCUUCUAAAGAUUCCCCCGUUAGACAGACACCAGAUGCUGUACAUCGAAGACAAGAGAAACUAAUCAACAGGAAGACCUACGCACUGGCCAGUCCUCUGGAGACCAUCGGCGAGGGAACCAAGCUACGUCUAUAUGAUGGAAGUCAAAAACGAAUGAUGUCGCCGAUAAGUUUCCACUUCAAAUCCCAAGAAGCUUUGACAUCAAAACCACACAAUAGUGAAAAUAUCGCUAGCGGCCUUGGUGUCGUUCAAAAGUUGGAUUAUUUAACAUCAGCUUGCGAGCGUCUGCUUGAAGCGAAUGCUAAAGAAAUGGCAAGAGAUCCUCAGCGAACAGAAAGCUCUCGGCAGAAUACGUCGAAUAACGAUUCUGUGCUUGGGUCAAACGAACUUCGUCCUGAAUCUUGCACCACUGAGUCCGAACGGAAUACGUAUUCUUUGGAAAGCGUCUCACUGACAAUUGACGAUGCAAAAGCGAAGGGAAUUCCGGUUGUAGAGACGCUAAAAGACGUAAGUUCAGUUGGGAAAUCAGAAGCGUCUCAAAGGACAAAUCUCAUGCGUCUUAACUCCAAAUCUGAUUCAGACCUUAUAAACGACGGGACCGAAAAAGAGAGUGACAGGUACACACACUCGCUGGAGAAUGUUUGUAGAACUCUGGAAGAUGCCAAAAUGGCAGGAAUACCUGUGAUACAAGCACUAGAUGAACUUACAAAUGAACUCGCGGAAUUCUCGUUAGCGGCAAUGAACGGAGAUUUACCAAUAACGCAAUUAGGAAAGGAUAAUCGGAAACGGAAACGCUACUCUGAAACAGCCAUAAAGGGGCAGUUCUCUUUCACCACCCCCGACGGGUCUCCUUAUCCUCCAUCCAUACGAAAGGCUUAUUCACUAAGCGACGUUGCGUUCGCCGUGCAGGAGGCAUUCCAGUCUGGUACUUCAGUAGAGGAUUUCUUAGACGACAUAAGCUUUGAAAAACCUGCCGAACCAGCUGCGUCCUUCAAGGACGUCAGACCUCGGUCUGUCGAUUCUGGAUUUGUGUCUUCGUUCUCUGAUAAUGAUAUUUCUUCUCAGAGUUUUGAGUCUUCGCGUGUUCGAGCCAAUACAUACAUUCUUGACAGUUCAAAUGAAGAUUUGAAUUUAGCAAAAGUUGUUGCUCCAGUUAAAGACCUUGACAACGCCAUAGAGCUUUCGCACGUCAGCGAAGACUCCAACCGAAGAACGUUUACGCUUGAUCACAUGGACGAGAUAUCACGUGAUAUACCGGUGAUCGAAGCUCUUGAGAAGUUGUCAAACAGUAUUGUUUUGAAAUCAGAUGAUACGAAAGAGUUUGAACUAAGCGAACAUAAUCAAAACACUUCCAUUCCUAUUAAAUCGAGUAUUGGAAGAAGGAAGUCGCCACCAAAACCAAAACGACAGUUUUUGAAGAAACCAAACCCUUUGCAGUCAAACCCUGAUUCAUUUGUAAUAGAGUUCUUUGAUUCUACUCGUCCCCAGCAAACAUUUUCGAAAUUCCAGAUUAACGAUGACAAGGUUGAAAAGGUUUCUGGUGUUUUGGAACCUAAAAAAGACGUUAGGGAUACAAAAAACGCCACCUCUUCAUCCAAUUGCAACAAGUUGGAAAGUACUGAUAGAAAUCGCCAAGUUUCCGGAUACAAAUGUACACUUGAUACUGACUUGGUACCCACAAGGGAUGCUGAAAUAGUGGGGCUAGAAACAAAGGAGCCUUUGGCAGUGUCAAGCAGCGCGCCUACUCGUGGACGGGCCACGUGGCGCCCAAGCGGCAGUGUCUUAGACCAAAUUGCGAGUCUCAUGGAUGUUGCCGAUGACUGUGGAAUAUCUCCUACUGAUGUUCUUAAUCAAAUAACCGAUUCUCGUUCGGAGGCAAAAGGUUUGUUGGUAUAAUGAUUACCCGCGAGGAUUUAUUAUGGCUGAUCAUUUUCUCCUCUCUAUUCACGCCGAAGUUCUUGAGAUAAAAUUCACUGACUAGAAAUUGCCCCCCCCAGCCCCCCCCCCCCGCGCCAAAAAAAAAGCAAAAAAAGCGAAUUCAUCAAAUCCUAAAAACGAAAUCAAAUAGGGAAUGAAGAAGUACAGAUUCACAUUAGGCGUUCAUUUGUAGUCAUUAGUACUUUAUUUAGUUAGGACAAGCAAAUUUACAUUCAGUGGGAAAAAAACGAUUUCCGUGAAACAGCUCGCCUUAGGUAAUGAAGAAGGUAAGAUUAGGCCAUGCUGUAUAGUGGUGUAUUUUUGAAGAGGCCAAAAAUAGGUCUGGUAGAACUGUGUUGAUCACCCUUUGUGAAUGUACGUGUUGUGGCUCAAUUCUAUCCUUGCUGCAAUGUUAAAAUUCCUUUGUUUUUGGUUAUGGUAAUGAUGACAAGAAGUAUAAACAAAGGGAAUCACAACAUACCUAAAUUUCUCUUUUCUGCAGUCACGGUGUUGUUUUUCCAUAGUCCAGUACCAGCUGUUUUGUUAGGUAACUGUUUGGGUAAACAAUUUUAAUUGACAUUAGAUUGCGUGACGUUCAUGGGUUUGUAACGACGUGCGAUUAACAAAGGCUUGUGUUUAAGGUGAAAUUGAGGAAUUGGAGCCGGCCGAUGCCGAAGAUGAUCAAGCUGUGACGUCACAACUGGCUUACCUGCGCAUGCAGCUUGACGAAAAACGGCGCCAUAUCGAGGCUGAGAAACAUCGUGCCCAAGCUGAGUGGGAGGAUCAGCGUCGGAGACUGGGACAAACUGCGUUUUGGUAUGUAAUCGGCAAAGCUCAAGGAGGUCAGGCUGUUGGAGAGGGACCUGGGUUUGAGGUUAGUUAUGCGAUGUCUUAAAAACAGUUUUGAACACUGCAAAAUUAGCUUUUGUAAAUUCAUCUUUUGUCCUUAGCUGAACAAAAUUAAUUUGACAAAGGUUAUGUUAUGAAAGAACAAGGGUAAACUGUUUAUUUUCCUUCAGUUACAAAGUGUGUAAUGGAAGUGUUCAACAGCGUUUGGUAAAUUUUAUAGAUACACUGCAUUUUUGAUGUUGUAAUUAUUGUAGGCGCUGACAUCCGACAAGGCAACGGUUAUGAAGUCUCAAUCCCAGGACCAGCCGAGGAAGCCUGUGGCCGAAUUUCCAGAUCAAUCGUCCCCUCCUAUUGCUUGGUCAUCCCCUUCUAACUCUCCCCUCCCCGCUCCACAACACGGUUCUCAAGGUCAGCAGUUUGAGACGCGAGAGUUCCGACUAUCGGAUUAUCCUCCUCGUAAUGAUUCAGGAACCAACCCUGACAUCAGGCGUCCGUCUUCCCAGCCAGCGGUCGAAGCAAGCUCCAAGGGCAGCUCGGUACCGACGCGCCCGUCAUCACAGCCAGCAGCUACUCGCCAAACUGCACCCGCACGGAAGUGUUGGAAUGUAGACGUGAGCCACGUGACUACCCCAUCCCCGUUGGUCCGACCUGAAACAGCGGCUGUAAAUAUGGAGCUUGAGCAAGAAACUGUUUCUCCUGAAGAGGGUACUGGAGAAAUAGAGGUGGACCAUCACACUCCGUACAAGAAAGGACUGGCCAUGUUUAUAGGUGAUGAUACAAGCCCCGGAAGUCAGGUAAGUUGCUAGAAUGUAACAGCUACGAAUUUCCCUUUAGGAUAAUUUAAUUUAAGGUAAAUCUGAUUUACCUUUCUAUUUGCUUAAGCGGUUUGUCUUAACCGGAAUCAAAUCAAUCUCACCUCUUAUGCAUAAACUCGUGUGUUAAAAUAUUAUGUUUGCAUAUAAUUUAUGCAGUGCUUGACUCCAGAACAAGAAAGAAAACGAGACAAGUUCUUGCGAAUGAGACAGAAGAAACAAGAGGAAGACAGGACAAGGAAGGAAGCGGAGCUUGAAAAAAAGAGAAAAAGAGAAGAAAAACAACGCGAAAAAGAGAUGCUACAAAGAGUGGAAGAAGAAAGACGUCGUAAAGAAGAAUUGGAACGACAAAGAGUCGAACAGGAACUGAGAAUCAGAGAAACACAAGCCCCGCGAGUCCCAGACUCCUUCGCCACUUACCGCCGCCCGGGGCCUCAGGAACAGCGCUAUGAUGCAAAUGAUGACGCAAGCAGCUAUUUCGUACAGGGUCCCACGCAGCCUUCUGGAUUUGCGGAGUUUAGUGGUAUGUGCGGUCUGCUGUUUUGAUUUCCGUAUCAUCUAUUGCGACUUAAACGAACAUUUGCUGUUAGGGUGUUGGAUGUUUCCGAGUUAUGAGCUUAGUUGAUAUGGCUAAGCCCCGACAAGUCUUUCAGAGUUUGGCGCUUAGAGCAUCCAAAAUAGUUGUUAAAAGUUAUAAGUUGGAGUUCUGACUUCUGUUGGGAGCACUCAGAAUUUUAUUUUUUCGAUUGGCCGCGCCAAUUAUGUUUGAAGUCAAGCUGUAAAGCCGAGAAAGCAGGCAAAAAAUGUGAGCGAAGCCGAGGAGAACCAAGUGCAAAGCGUCGGGACCACGAGGGAUUUUAAGAAAUACUAUACUGUGAUUACUUUCUUGGUAUUCAUUACUAUCUCGCUCCCCGAACCAAUCAUCUAAAACCAAACGCCUCUCGUGCUUGAUUCCCCGCGCUUUGCCGCGCCGGCUACAUUUAUUUUCUUGGUUCUGCUUGGUUCUUUUGACAGUCUGCCUGUUAUGAUUUUUCAGAGAAAUUUCUUUGGUUUCAGUUUUACGACAGUCGAUUGAACACUACUCUAAACUGUCAGUGUUUCUGUUAUUAGGUCCUCAGUGUUACGUUAAACCAAGUGGGAAGUCGAACAGGAAGAUCAUCGUGAACGCCAUAUCAUACGUGUGUUUGUCAGGUACAGUGAACCAGGAUCAAAAAGAAAAGUGCCUACAGGUUUGUUAAAAUGAAUAAUAUCAAAUAUUUCCAAAUACGAUGGCGGGAAAACAUUACUUACACGGAUGUGCUGGCUUCUUUUUUUCUCUUUACUGCUUUUUAUUUGUGUCUUUGGAGAACCGUGUGGUACGAAAUUUUAUGCGGGUUCUAUUUCUUGUGAUUUUUCCUGCGAUCCGCAAAUAUAUAUAUUGCCGCAAACGGUUUGCCCGCAAAAAUUUACCCAGAGUGAACCUAAGUAAGGUCCAAAAAAUUCAGUACUGGGAAAUCGUGUCUGCUCAUUUACAACCUUUCUCAUUCGUUCAGAAAGAAACCCACAAAUGGUAGAAUUGAUAAAGACGAUGCAUCAGCUGAUAAUGAAAUCACUUCCGAUCUAUCAUCAGAACAAUCAGUCACCGCAGAUACUAUUGUAAUCGAAUGACAAAGAGAAAAGUAAUCUGGUUUACUCCUUUGCAUAGGGUACGCACACCGUAGUUUUGUUGGAAAAUACAGUCGGAGCUCUUGUAAGCGACCGCAUCGGAAAUUCGAAAUAGUGGUCGUAACUAGAGCUGGUCGCGACCGAGACCGAGACCGAGCUCUCGUACGCGACUGCAUGGUAAAACAAUAGAGGGUGGUCGCUUCCGAGAGCUUCAGAAACUCAUUAAUACUUCAUAAAGAAAUAAAAAAGAAAUUAGUUUUUAAUGAGUGUCUUUAUAUCUGAACUUUAUUGAACUUUUACAAAUACAAUACGGCAUUGUACAAGAUCUUUAUCAACGAACCAUUAGAGCAGUGUGCAGUUUCAUUUAAGAGUUCAUGUACAUGAAUAAGAGUCUGAGUGGUCGCUUACGAGAGCUUAAAAACAAAGGAAAAGUCCAGUUAAGUAAUCCCAAAGGUGGUCGCGGUCGCUUACGAGAGCUUUUCAUUACAAAGUUAAAGUCGCAGUUCAAACGGGGUUUCAAAAAGGUGUUCGUAAUUAGAGCUGGUCGCUUACGAGAAUGGUGGCAAGUAGAGCUUCGAUUGUAUGUAUUUCCAUUUCACGUACUCAAUAAAAACGAAAAUAUUAUUAUCAAUAAUUUGUCCGCGACUUUCUGAAAAUCGCAAAAAUUAAUUCCCAGCAAGAAAAACCAAUCUGUCCUAAUCGCAAAGAUUCGUUCCCGCAAAACACAAAAAUCGCCAAUCCACGCCAAUCACGUAAAUACAUCUUCGUUUUUUAAAAGACACUCUCUGACAGCUUCCGUCAUUGUCCAGUGGGAGCGAUGACGCUUUACUUGAAGAGCGUUUCUUAAAUACCCGUUUUUGUUCCGCCUGAAUGAUUUUAGUUCGUCCAUAAGUUAUAGAUUGCUCCAUGUAGCCUGCGAUUUACCAAAAUAAGAAUUUAUUUCAAGUCUACGAGCAAGCUCUCUGUGAGGGUUGAGGGAUCCCUUCAAUUCUCGGUCCACGCACCUCCCAAAAACGUUCCUCAAGCCGUUUCGCGCAGAAGACCUUGUACUAUAUUAGUAAUUGUUAUUAAACAUGUUCUCAAGAUUGAUCUUUUUUGGUUUUAUUUCAGGCUAUAUCUGAAUCUGACGGUCAUCACUUCAUGAUUUUAUUUAAAGAUGGUCUUAAGUUCCGUGGAAUAUAUCUACACAACCUCGAUAACGACCAGGUUAAUUUUCUUUACAUUUGGCUGUUGAAAGAGGUUUGAUUUGAACGUUCGACUUAUAUGGUAUUUAUCUAACGGAUUUCAUUUUCUUUGUAGCUUUUCAAAGUAUUUGGAAUCGGGCCUCGCGUGGUGACGAGCAAAAUGGUUGAAUUUCUGUACAAGUAAGUUAUCAACAUCUUUUUUUUAAUCUACAAGGAAUUCGCUUUUUGAUACUUCAAAGAAAAGAGACUACAAUCAAUAAAUUCUUUAGUAAAUAUCUAACUGUAGUGGCAGUAAACCACACGGCUCUGUUAAAUCCAGUGGUUCCUGAUCUAAAUUUUUUGUAGAGAUUAACAGAUGCUAAUUGUAUUCCAACGCCACGUGUAUUAGCAGUAAAAUACUUAAUGGUUCGAUUGCUUACCACGGAAACCAGGGUCAAGUAUCGAUAUUGUAAUGACAUAUAGUAUAAUCAAGAUUCGUACUGGAUUAUGCAAUGAUUGCCUCAAUAUAUGUUACUAAACGUUCAAAAUUCGCUCAUUGCACUGAGGUGCAAACUAUUUUUGAAAUUCAUAAAAUUUUCUUUCAGGUCCCUUAAAAACGUCCUUAAAAAUUUCUUGGAAUUUCAUAAUAAAUUUUAUUGGAUGUUUGUAACGUAAGAUGAAGUGGAGGAAUUUAAAAACAUAAAAGCAGAAGCUUUAGAUUCUCGCCCUAGAAAACGCCUGCCUUGAGGAGUGUACACCAGAACUAUAGAUUCAUGGAUUUGGGUAGAAAUAUCUCGUAUGAAAGUUUCUAUAACGUUGUCGUUACUUUUCCUCUACCGUAGGGAAUUCCCCCUUUGUAUACCCCUUUAUCAAAGGUUAGCUUUUGUUUGAUUGGCAAGUUUACAAGUUUGUCAUUUCUCUUGUGUCAUUUUAGAUAUAACAGCGGCGGAAAAGAGUUUACUAAGAUCCCUUCCAAGACUCUCUCCAUUUCAGUAGACGGAUUUGCUAUUUACAAGUCCCACUGGAAUACUGGGAAACCCGUGGUAGCCUCCAAGACAGCUUCAAAUCUCAAGAGACCUCCUCGUCACCCACAGAGAUAAAACUAUGCUGCUGCAGUUGUUCUCCCAGUCCCUUAAGAACGUGCUUGGUGCUGUGUUAACGUAGUUGUCGAAUUGAACAGGUUUUCCUUAUAGCUGGAGAAAAUGCAGUUAUAGCGUAUCAAAAAUCCAUUGUAUUUUCAGUCACAGGUCUUGGUUACAAUAGUCUUGUUUACUAUGUUAAACUACCAUAAACUACUAAAAGGGUUGAUUGAUUACGUGAGUGACUUUCCCAUGAUAAUUUCCCAACCUCCCAGGCUCUCUGCUACUCGGCCACCGGAGAGAGAGAAAGUAGUAGAGCACCCUGGGAACGAGAUUGGAUAAUGUUCGUGAUGAAACAAGUUGGCUGCAACUUUGAGUGCGCGCAGUGUCCACCGAACAAUGUUAUUUACAGACUAAAUUAAAGGGGCUCUGUCACGGCAGGCUAGUUCAUUUUGUUUGUAAUACCAAUGACAUCUCCUUAUUCGCUCAGAAAAUUGAGAAAUUACUUGUGAAUGACAAAAGCACAGCUUUGUGUCAAACAAAAAAAUACAUCUCCCAAGCCUUAUUUUAAACAUUACCAACAACAAAAAUGAACUUUGAAAAACUGUUAGGCUAACACAUUUUCAAAAACUACAAUUUCAGUCCGUUUCAAUCUCCUUCAAGUUUGUCCAUCAGGGCCCUAGUUCUUUUGUAUUUGUUGUGUUAUUUAAACCUUCUUUUAACGUUUUGCGUGGUUAUUUUUUUGUUUCAUUCAAUUUGGUGACAGGUCCCACUUUUUAAAUUUUGGUAAAUUUCGAUACACAGCUCCUUUAAUCAUCUCAGGAUUAAGUCAGUUUUGUGUCGUGUUAUGGAAUCUUUGGUAAUGUCAGUGUUCUUCCCAGCAUGCAUUGUUGGGAGUUGUAAUCAAUAAUUUUAGGCGCGUUUGCUCGUCUUUCAGUACUCCUUAGCUCUCAAUUGUAUACAGCUGUAUAUGUGUUUGAUAUUUAUUACUUCUGGUCCAAAGAAGCUAUUUAAACUUCAGUAUAGUUUUAGUUUGGUUUUUUACGAAAAAAGGUUAUUAAUUUACUUGAAUGAUUCGUGGAUAUAUGAGAGAUCAUUGACAUUGUUUAUCUCGCCAGAUCCGUUGAUAAAGCGGAUGUUAUACCAUGUUAACCAAGAUUAUAUGGAAUUAUACCUGUCCGAAGAGACAAGUUUAUUGUCCUCAAAGACAAAAUAAACUGCUGGAUGAUAAAACUGCUUGCGGAUUAUGUUAUCAAGAAUAUUCAGUUCAUUAUUUGC